AUGGUUCAUGAACUUCACGUCACUAAACUCGCAGGAUCAGGGUACUUUGCGAGACUAGCGGCCGACAGAGCAGCGGAAGAAUUUAGUGUGAGAGUCGUCAGUCUAGCAGUUGGAAGCCGAUAGCCAGCUUCCAUUUACACAAAAGCAACUCCAGCGAUUGUCCUGCAAGCUGCGGCCGUCAUGAUGAGGUGAUUGCAACUAAUUAGUCACUGCAACUGGUCAUCAGCUUGGACUGGAUGCUGUUUUGGCAUAUGCGUUAUUGUUGUAACGUGCUCAGCAGUAGGAGGUGGAGAGGGUUUGCAGUCUCGUGCCACAGUCAGGUAUGGACACCUGGACACCGAAUCCUCGAGCCAAACCGUUCAUCCCUCGCCAGCAACGGAGCCUCUAUCUCACCUGGAAGUACAAAUUAACUAACAAGCGAGCUCUCCGCCGAGGCUGCCAGGCUGGAGCGGUUCUAUUUCUGCUGGUCACAGUCGUUGUAAAUAUCAAAUUAAUCUUAGACACAAGAAGAGUAGCCAAUGAGGAAGAGGCAGUGCAGGAGUAUGACGACGCCCUGCCCAACAUGGAGACCCCGCGCAAGACGGCGACCGGUAGGAAGGUCCUGGACAUUGAGGUGUACUCCAGCCGCUCCAAAGUCUAUGUGGCAGUGGACGGCACCACUGUGUUGGAGGAUGAAAUGCGGGAGCAGGGCCGAGGCAUUCACGUGAUCGUCCUCAACCAGGCUACAGGCCAUGUGAUGGCCAAGAGGAUAUUUGACACCUACUCUCCCCAUGAGGACGAGGCCAUGAUCCUCUUCCUCAACAUGGUGACGCGUGGCAGGGUCCUCAUUUUCACCAUCAAGGAUGAGGGGACGUUCCACCUGAAGGAGUCUGCUAAAAACCUGCUGAAGGGGCUUGGGAGCCAGGCGGGCCUCAACCUCAGCUGGAGAGACAUGUGGACCUUGGUGGUGAAGAAAGGAGGUCAGUUGUAUGGUGAGAAACACUCCAAGUCCCCAGCCCUGUCCACCUGGGGAGAUCCUGUUCUGCUGAAGACUGAGGUGCAGCUCACUGCUUCUGAAGAUGCAGAGUGCCAUUGGGCUGACACAGAGCUGAACAGGAGGAGAAAACUCUUCUGCAGUAAGGUGGAGGGCUACGGCAGCAUCUGUAGCUGCAAGGACCCGGCCCCCAUUGAGUUCAACCCAGACCCACUCCCCCACAACAAUGUGUUUAAUGUUCCUGUGGCGGUCAUCGCUGGGAACAGACCUAACUAUCUGUACAGGAUGCUGAGGUCUCUGCUCUCGGCCCAGGGGGUCAACCCACAGAUGGUCACAGUCUUCAUCGAUGGAUACUAUGACGAGCCCAUGGAUGUGGUGGAGCUGUUUGGACUGAAGGGGGUUCAACACACUCCCAUCAGCAUCAAGAAUGCCAGAGUAUCACAGCACUACAAAGCCAGUCUCACCGCAACCUUCAACCUACACCCAGAUGCCGACUUUGCCAUAGUCCUGGAGGAAGACCUAGAUAUCUCCAUAGAUUUCUUCAGUUUCCUGAGCCAGACCGUCCAUCUGCUCAACGAGGACGACAGCUUAUACUGCAUCUCGGCCUGGAACGACCAGGGUUAUGAGCACACUGCAGAGGACCCAGCUCUCCUCUACAGAGUGGAGAGUAUGCCAGGCCUGGGCUGGGUGCUGAAGAAGAGUCUCUACAAAGACGAACUGGAGCCCAAGUGGCCCACGCCUGAGAAGCUGUGGGACUGGGACAUGUGGAUGCGUAUGCCAGAACAGAGGAAAGGCAGAGAGUGUAUCAUCCCUGACGUGUCCCGCUCCUACCACUUUGGCAUCAUCGGACUCAACAUGAACGGCUACUUCCACGAAGUGUAUUUCAAGAAGCACAGGCUCAACACGGUUCCUAAUGUCCAGCUGAAGAAUGUUGACGGCUUGAAGAAAGAUGCCUACGAGCUGGAGAUUCAGAACUUACUUAAAGAGGCUGAUGUACUGGACCACAGUAAGAACCCAUGUGAGGACUUGUUCAUCCCUGAUACAGAGGGGAAGACCUAUGUCAUGUACAUCAAGAUGGAGCUGGAGACUGACACAUCCACCUGGACUGAGCUUGCCAAGUGUCUCCACGUGUGGGAUCUGGAUGUGAGAGGGUACCACAACGGCAUGUGGAGGCUCUUCAGGAAGAGGAACCAUGUCCUGGUUGUGGCCGUUCCUAUCUCGCCAUACUCAAUCCCAAUCCAACUUAUUUCCACCGCUAAAAUCUAUAUUUUUUCCUCUGUCUUCACUUUGGUCAGCGUGAAGAAGCCAGUGAACGUUACACCCAUCCACCUAGAGCCUCCGCCCAAAGAAGAGGGAGCUCCCAUGGAGCAGCGUUAGCCCAACACCACCACACACCCUUUCACAAUGCGCUCGACUGGUAUUAUGGUCAUUCUUGAAUUGGCUUGGGGCGUCAGAGAGCCAUUUUCUUUACACUACAACACUCAGAGGGGGGUAUGUGGUGUAGAAGUGAUCCACACUGCCUACUGAGGUCGCUUGAGAAUCUUGAUUCCUGAGGUCAGAUUUGGCGCCAGACCUGUUUCUUUACACUGUAAAAAUAGUCUCUUUUUGAAACCGGUUUCAAAAUAGUGUAAAAGGUGGAGUAGCCCAACACCACCACACACACGCUCUCUCUAGCCUGGCCUUAACGCCUGCACCCUUACCCUACUACCAACACCACCCUCCUGGCCUUACCACAGACGGCAAGGCUUCUUGGAAGUGGUGUUUUUAUGGUGGUGGUCAGACACUGACUGGACUGCACCACUGAUCAUCAUUGGUCUUUCACUGUGUGGAGGUUCACUAGAAGAAGGUUUUUGACGAAGUGGGAGAUUGACCGUAUUAGGUUGUGCCACAGGAUUCCGUCCAAAUGGUUACGUGUAUAUAGCUAUGCCCCUUACUGACACUCCACCUGUGAAUUCUCGGAGAAGAGGAGAGGGGACAGAGGCUGGACCAGGAACGGAGUACAAAAGGGAUCUGUUAACAUUUACUGCAUCUUUGAUGCGUCUCCUUUACGACGGUUGGAUGAUGUAUGGAAGAAACAAACUGGAUGAAAAGGAGAGGGAGGAUAAUUGACACUCAAAUCUCACCCCCAGCUUUGUGGGGACACACCCGCAUAAAUAAGUGGCUUCCGAUGAAACUUGCCCAACCAGAAAAUAUUUUAUUUUUAUUUUAUUUCUAAGUGCUUUGUCAAUCCUGUAUACAUUUUAACUUAUGUUUAUUUAUUUCACUUGCCUGUAUAUCAACCAACAAGUGGUUGAAAUGUUUUAUUUUUAAUCUGAUUUUUAUUAAUAUCACAUUUUUACUUUAAUUUUUACUUUUAUUUUUAGGCCUAACGUUUACAGAUCUGAUAUACUAAUGUACAGUUGAAGUCAGAAGUUUACAUACACCUUAGCCAAAUACAUUUAAACUCCGUUUUUUCACAAUUCCUGACAUUUAAUCAGAGUAAAAAUUCCCUUGUUGUUUCAGGUAGCCUUCCACAAGCUUCCCACAAUAAGUUGGGUGAAUUUUGACCCAUUCCUCCUGACUGGUUUGUUGGCCUCCUUGCUCACACAUGCUUUUUUCAGUUCUGCCCACAAAUCUUCUAUGGGAUAGAGGUCAGGGCUUUAUGAUGGCCACUCCAAUACCUUGACUUUGAUGUUCUUAAGCAAUUUCGCCAUAACUUUGGAAGUAUGCUUGGGGUCAUUGUCCAUUUGGAAGACCCAUUUGCGACCAAGCUUUAACGUCUUGAGAUGUUGCUUCAAUAUAUCCACAAUUUUCCUACCUCAUGAUGCCAUCUAUUUUGUGAAGUGCACCAGUCCCUCCUGCAGCAAAGCACCCACACAACAUGAUGAUGCCACCACUGUGCUUCACGGUUGGGAUGGUGUUCUUCGGUUUGCAAGCCUCCAUCUUUGUCCUCCAAACAUAAUAAUGGUCAUUAUGGCCAAGCAGUUCUAUUUUUUUCAUCAGACCAGAGGACAUUUCUCCAAAAAGUACGAUCUUUGUCCCCAUGUGCCAUUGUAAACCGCAGUCUGUCUUUUUUAUGGCGGUUUUGGAGCAGUGGCUUCUUCCUUGCGGAGCAGCCUUUCAAGUUAUGUCAAUAUAGGACUUGUUUUUCUGUGGAUAUAGAUACUUUUGUACCUGUUUCCUCCAGCAUCUUCAUAAGGCCCGUUGCACCCUUUGCUGUUGUUCUGGGAUUGAUUUGCACUUUUCGCACCAAAGUACGUUCAUCUCUAGGAGACAAAACGCGUCUCCUUCCUAAGCGGUAUGACGGCGUUGUGGCCCCAUGGUGUUUAUACUUGCGUACUAUUGUUUGUACAGAUGAACGUGGUACCUUCAGGCAAAUCCUUGGAAAUUGCUCCCAUGGAGGAACCGGACUUGUGGAGGUCUACAUUUUUUUUUUUCUGAGGACUUUGCUGAUAUCCUUUGAUUUUCCCAUGAUGUCUAGCAAAGAGGCACUGAGUUUGAAGGUAAGCCUUGAAAUACAUCCACAGGUACACCUCCACUUGACUCCAAUGAUGUCAAUUAGCCUAUCAGAAGCUUCUAAAGCCAUGACAUAAUUUUCUGGAAUUUUCCAAGCUGUUUAAAAGCACAGUCAACUUAGUGUUUGUGAACUUCUGAUCCACUGGAAUUGUGAUACAGUGCACAAUCUGAACGGUGGAAAUAAUCUGUCUGUAAACAAUUGUUGGAAAAAUGACUUGUAUCAUGCACAAAGUAGAUGUCUGAACCGCCAUGCCAAAACUAUAGUUAACAAUACAUUUGUGAAGUGGUUAAAAAACAAGUUUUAAUGACUCCAAUCUAAGUGUAUGUAAACUUCUGACUUCAACUGUACAUAUAUAGAUAGAUACAUCUAUCUGAAUAAAAAAAGCCUCCGCUUAUUUGUAAUUUGUUUCAUUAACCUGUGUUUUAAAGUGCUAGUCGUUGCAGAUUAGGCACAUAAUAUAUGUAAGAUAUGGCACCCCAUUUCCCCAUAUACUGCACUACUUUUGACCAGAGCCCUGUGGGCCCCGGACAAAAGUCGUACACUCUUUAGGGUGCCAUUUGCCACGUAAAGACCAGUGGUUAACAUCAACCCGUGAACACUAAAGUCUGUCUGUGUUUCUGCACAUAUGAUGGUCUCUGCACAGUGUGGUUGAGAGACAUUUCAAGGUACUACUGGUGGAGGCUUUCUGAAAUACUAUCACUUUUUAAAAAUGUUGGAUAUGUUAUCAAUAUCUACUGUAGGGUUGAAUGGUGAUGAAAUUGUUUGUAAAAGUAGGUAUAGUGUAUCAGUUUUUUUUGCAGAGUUUUUUUCGUGUGUGUGUGCUGCAGUGCAUUUCAUCAGUACCAUGCCGAUAUCCUGCAGCUAAAACGAUGGUUUUCAUUUCAGUCACAAUAACCACUUGUUGUUUUUGGUGUGUGUGUGUAUUGUUGUCUAGCUCUACAGUCCUCUAAUUUCAAAGAGAAAUCUAUUAUAAUGGAGGUUUGUCUGUUUGAUAAUGGUCCAUAAACAUUUUUUUUGCAGUUUGACUUACAUGUGAAGUAUUAGUCUCUCAAUGAAAUGAAUAAAUAUGUUUUUUAAAUUCUGGUGCCCAGUUUUUCUUGCAGUGUUUGUAUUAUUGAUUUGGGGGAGUUGCGGUGAAAGAAUGCUUAGGUGUGUGAUUAACAUAAGCAUGUGAAUUUAUAGCAGGCAUAACAUUGAUUUAUUACUUUGGAAUAUUUGUAAUUUUCUCGUUCUUGG
Messenger RNA from Oncorhynchus keta (chum salmon), 5705 nucleotides. Its product is annotated as protein O-linked-mannose beta-1,2-N-acetylglucosaminyltransferase 1-like. Bases 323 to 2350 code for a protein of 675 amino acids. Gene Ontology annotation, molecular function: beta-1,3-galactosyl-O-glycosyl-glycoprotein beta-1,3-N-acetylglucosaminyltransferase activity. Lineage: Eukaryota; Metazoa; Chordata; Actinopteri; Salmoniformes; Salmonidae. Gene Ontology annotation, cellular component: Golgi membrane. The transcript has 21 exons. Gene Ontology annotation, biological process: protein O-linked glycosylation via N-acetylgalactosamine. The record is from RefSeq and is a predicted model, not a curated record.